Molecule: messenger RNA, 617 nt
Organism: Lentinula edodes (shiitake mushroom)
Lineage: Eukaryota; Fungi; Basidiomycota; Agaricomycetes; Agaricales; Omphalotaceae
Exons: 5
Coding region: 14-358 (114 amino acids)
Source: RefSeq, a predicted model, not a curated record
UCAUGCAGCCACCAUGCAGAAGCUUAACUUGAAACUCGCAACUUCACUUGAAUCAUGGAGGGAGGAGACUAUAGAACUGAACAACCUCAUUUCCAAGCUUGAACGAGAGGUCGGGAAUUUGAAAAAAGAGAACGCAAAAAUCCAAGGAUGUUUUACUGUAAUGACAGUGUUAGAAAUUAUUACAGAUCUGUAUCGCAACCGCCUUCCCAAUUCAAAGGGCAAAGAUGUGCAGACCAUCCUGGACAUGAUAGUUAAGGUCAUUCAGUCCUUCUGGUACCUUCACAAGGAAACUGGUCAACAGUGCUGCUUCAAAGAUCUAUCACACACUUUCACAGCAUCAUCACAGUGCAGAGGAUGAUCCUAUUAUAAUUCGAGAAAAGGACUAUACCCAGGCUGAAGCUAUUGCCAUCUUCAGUUUUGUACAUUUCGCGAGAACUUGCAAUCUCCGCAUGCUAUAUCUCAACAGUGAAGGUAGGCUUGUACAUUCUGUAUAGCCUGGACUUGUUGGACUUGUCUGUAUUUUGUGAUGUUCUCCUGUACUAAUUUGGUUCACUAAUUAUCAUCACUCAUUGUACAAUUCAGUAUUUACAUGUCUUGUUUAUACACAUACAUACAAC